Thlaspi arvense is the source of this 681-nucleotide messenger RNA. The record is from the annotation of a GenBank genome assembly. Lineage: Eukaryota; Viridiplantae; Streptophyta; Magnoliopsida; Brassicales; Brassicaceae.
AUGGGGAUUAUUGGACUGUCCAAGGACUCUCUGAGAAAGAUUAUGUUGAGAGCCGAAUUUGAUGAAUACCCAGAUGAUGAAAACAUGCAUUGCACCUCUCGUUUGACCGAAAUGCUUGGAAAUUUUACACAAAAGCUUCAAAAAAGUGCGGAAGAUAACUCCACAGAGAACUUUCUUUUUGAAGAAAUUAGGGUGUUGGAAGAAAUAAAAGGAAUUUGGCUCCCUAACUUCUUGCCCCGCCAGGGUUUCCUCACAAUGCUGCAAAGGAAACUUAACAAAAUAUCACAUUUGCCCUUAGAUUUCAUGGGGGAAGUAUGGGAUUACAUUGAAAAAGUUGUGAAUGCUGUGCUGAUGUGUCAUUCAGAUGGAUACCCGCAACUUCAAUCUUCUAUUAGAAGAGCAGCGAACAACCUUGUGGAGAAGAUGAAGAGGAAGGCCUUUGAUCGGGUGACAGAAAUGGUAGAAAUGGAGAAGGUGACAGACUAUACCUACAAUCUAGUUAAUCAAGAGAUAGAGAAGGAGAUUGUGAACCAUAUGGUAGGUGGUCAAGGCAAUGGGAUUGAGCGGAUGCUAGAGGAGUGCCCAUCAAUUGCAAUCAAGCGUGAGAAGCUGAACAAAAGUAUUAAGUUGCUAAAGGAGUCCAAGGAGGUUGUGGCUGAGAUAAUGGACAGGAACUUUUAA